Messenger RNA from Chelonia mydas (Green sea turtle), 3085 nucleotides. RefSeq names its product zinc finger protein 501. Gene Ontology annotation, biological process: regulation of transcription by RNA polymerase II. NCBI's taxonomy places the organism in Eukaryota, Metazoa, Chordata, Testudines, Cheloniidae. The transcript has 4 exons. The record is from RefSeq and is a predicted model, not a curated record. Gene Ontology annotation, molecular function: RNA polymerase II cis-regulatory region sequence-specific DNA binding; DNA-binding transcription factor activity. Bases 224 to 1456 code for a protein of 410 amino acids.
GGGGAGAGACCGGCACUAACCCCCCGCUCCGCCCCGGGCUCGGCCCGCACCAGCCCCCGAGCCGGAGCCCGCAGGCUUGGAAGGAUGAGAUUUUUGUCGUAAAUGUCAGUUUCUCCCUAUACACAGAAAAGGGGCCGGUGACCUUCGAGGAGGUGGCUGUGUAUUUCACCCAGGGCUGGGGGCUCUGCUGGAUCCCAGUCAGAGAGCCCUCUACAGGGACGUCAUGCAGGAGAAUUACAAGAUGGUGACCUCACUGGAGCGUGUUGGAAUGGCGAAUGAGAAGGAGAAUCCAGAGCACGAAGGUGGUGAGGACGUAGGUCUGCAGGGAACGGUAUUGGGAAAAUCCGAGGGGAAUUUUUAUGAGAGUCAUAAACGAGGAAAAACCUGCAGAAACCAGCGCAGGUCAGAGAGGCUGCUGGGAUACGACCCAGGGAAGAAAAUUUGUGAACCCAUAAAUGAUGGUGGAGAUUGCAAGGACCUCAAGGAAACCACAGCCCAGCAGAGAAUCCCCACAGAAGAGAGAAAAAACACAUGCACCGAGUGUGGGAAAAGCUUUAUUCGGAGGUCACAUCUUAUUUCCCAUCAGAGGAUCCACACUGGAGAGAAACCCUACAAGUGCCUUGUCUGUGGGAGAGGUUUCAGCCAGACCGCACACCUUAUUUCACAUCAGAGGAUUCACACGGGAGAGAAACCCUAUAAGUGCCUUAAUUGUGGGAAAGGUUUCAUUCAAGGUUCACAUCUUCUUAGGCAUGAGAGAACCCACACAGGUGAGAAACCCUAUAAAUGCCUGGAAUGCGGGAAAAGCUUCAUUCAGAGCUCAGAUCUUAUUUCACACCAGAGAACCCACACAGGAGAAAGAGUCUAUAAGUGCCUUGACUGUGGGGAAAGUUUUGAUUGGAACAUGCAGCUUGUUAGACAUCAGAUGCACCAUACGGGAGAGAAACCCUACAAAUGCCUGGAUUGUGGGAAAGCAUUUAGUGACAGUUCAGCCCUUAUUAUUCACCAGAGACUCCACACGGGAGAGAAACCCUAUAAAUGCCUCGACUGUGGGAGAAGAUUCAAUCAGAACUCACUCCUUACUAGACACAAGAGAACCCACACUGGAGACAAACCCUAUAAGUGCCUGGAGUGUGGGAAAAGUUUCAAUCAGAGCUCAUAUCUAAUUGCACAUCAGAGAACUCACACAGGAGAGAGACCCUAUAUGUGCCUCGAGUGUGGGAAAAGUUUCAGUUGGAGCUCAGAUCUGACUGCACAUCAGAGAACCCACACAGGAGAGAGACCUUAUAAGUGCCUGGAAUGUGGGAAAAGAUUCCUUCAAAGCUCAAAUCUUAGUGUGCAUCUGAGAAUCCAUACAGGAAAAACACCCUAUAAAUGCCCCGACUGUGGGAAAAACUUCAGUCAGAGUUCAAACCUGACUAGACACCAGAACACCCACAUGGCAGGAAAAACCUCAUAAAUGCCUCGACUGUGGAAAAAUGUUUAGUGACAAAUCACAAUUUAGUACACAUCAGAGAACCCACACUGGAGAGAGACCUUAUAAGUGCAUUGAUUGUGGGCGAAAAUUUAAUGGCAAAGCAUACCUUAUUACACAUCAGAGAACCCCUACGGGAGAGAAGCCCUAUAAAUGCCUUUACUGUGCGAAAACUUUUUUUCAGAGCUCAGAUCUUACUUCACAGCACAGCAUCCAUAUGGGAGGGAAACCAUAUAAAUGCCAGGACUGUGGGAUAAAUUGCAAUCAUAGGUCACACCAAAUUCGACAUCAGAGGAUCUAUACAGGAGAGACACCUUAUAAAUGCCCUGAGUGUGGGAAAGAGUUUAGUGACAAGUCAUGCCUUAUGGGAUAUCAGAGAAUCCACACGGGAGAUAGACCCUAUAAAUGCCUUGACUGUGGGAAAAGCUUUAUUCAUUUCUCACAUCUUAUUGUGCAUCACCAAAUCCUUUCAGGAGAAAUACCCUAUUAAUGCCCUGACUGUGGGAAAAAAUUCCCUCGGAGUUCAACCUGACUAGGCACCAGAGAAUCCACAUGGGAGAAAUCGCCAUAAAUGCCUCGACUGUGGGGAAAAAGUUGAGUGACAAGUCACCACUUAACAUCAGUGAACCCACACUGGAGAUAGGUCCUAUAAAUGGCUGGAUUGUGGGAAGAGUUUCACUCAGAGUUCAGUUCUUAUUUCAUAGCAAAGGAUCCAUGGCGAACGCAGAGAUGCUUUGAAUGUGGGAAAUGUUUCAUUCAGAACUCACAACUUUUUACACGGCAGAGAAUACGAUCAGCCCCUCCCUGCUGCAGCCGUGGCUGCUGGGCCAAGGGGUCUUUCUGCCUCUGAGGGUUGACUAGAGAAGGAAAACUGGUUGGGGUUAGUAGCUGGCACGUUUAGCCCUGACCUGGACCAAACCUCUACCACUUCUAGUCUAGACCAACCUUGAGCAUCUCAUUUAUACAGUGGUCCCAAUCUAAGUUUCCUGUAAGCUGCGCGGCCAAGCAGCCACCCAGCAGGCUAUCAAGUGCCGCACAGUUCAGGUGCCCCUCCCCCCACUGCCAUGCUGCUCCUGGCCUCUGCCUUGGAACUGCUCCCAGGAGCCUCCCGCUUGCUAUGCAGAGCGGGUGGGAAGGGCGGGCGCUGAUGUGAGGGUGUCCCCUGCCCCUGUACCCCAUCUCUGCAGAGCGGGAACGGGGGGAACACGACGGGGCUCAGGAGUGGGAUGGAGGGAGCUUUCUGGUGGCUGCUGCUGUGUCUGUUUUGAGUGCCGGUCUACCUAAAAGGCCACAUACUUAAAGGGACAAUGCAUGUCUCUCUCUCACACACACACACACACGCUGUGUGUCUCUCUCACGCUCACACACCUCCCAACACAUACUUGUAUUGUUGUUGUUGUUCCUUCUUGAGACUUCCUGCAAUGCAUAUAUAUUCCCUGUAAUUUUAUUCUUUCAAAGUGCUGUUAUUUGAGUUUUUUGACUGGUCUAUGCAUUUGAUAAUUUUUAUUUCUCUCUUUCGCUUAAGUUUAAUUCUUUGAGCAGUGAGUUCUAAAAUGCCUAACCUGUCCUGGCUGGACUAAUUAUCCCUAUGGUAUCUUAUUAAAAAUAUAUAUU